Paramuricea clavata is the source of this 354-nucleotide messenger RNA. Lineage: Eukaryota; Metazoa; Cnidaria; Anthozoa; Malacalcyonacea; Plexauridae. The record is from the annotation of a GenBank genome assembly.
AUGGACUUUGACAUUAUGCUACAAAUUGUCCUAAAAGGAUCAUCAAGCCGACUUCGAAAGCAAGCGUUACGGGACCCUAAAAUGACGCUCAAAGAUUUACUGAUCGCCGGCAGGCAGAUAGAAAUGAGUAACUUUCAAGUGGCCGACAUUGAACAAAAACAAUUCGAACGGCAGGAACUACACGCUCUACGGAAAAACACGCGUCAACAGCCUUCCAAAGGCACUUGUCGAAAUUGUGGCGGCGAAUGGCCACACGAGAAGGGCAAUUGUUCUGCUCGGGGGAAAGAAUGCAGAAAGUGUGGCAAGCUAAAUCACUUCGCCAGACAAUGUCGUUCGUCGAAACCCGACAACGAA